AGUCGGCAUAGUGCUCAGUGCAAGUCAAGUAGUGUUGUUUAAAAGUGCUCGAUGGUGUCCAGCAAUUUGGAAGGGCGUUUAAAUGAGACAAACAGAGACUAUAUAAAUAUUGAUGACGAGCGGGAAUUUUACACUAAUCAUUACAAUAUAUUGCGCAAUGUAAUCUACAACGAAUUAAAGAAGGAGAUGCCACUGUCCAAGUGGUUAUGUGGACACAAAUUGGGCGGAAGUUAUGCAGACAAUUUAAAGAUAGCAAAACCCGAUGAGUUCGAUUUGUUGAUUAUUCUGAAAUUUCCCGUGAACAAUCUGAUUAUUGUGAAGAAGGACACAAGAAAGCCGGGCAAUGUUACCUUGGACAUGACGAAGGUGCUAGAAUUGCUGCAAUGUCAUCCGCCACACAAAGACAUGUAUCAGGAACUGAAAAGAUUGGUUACGCCCGAGAAUUUUCUGCUCGAGGAUAAGCUGCAGAGCAUGAUAAGUGGUGCUGUGACACGGGCUCUAAGUCGAAUGAGCUACGAAAUUAAUGUCAAUGGCAAGGACGCGAGAAUUGUGUACAAGAGAUGUGGUCCAGCACACACGAUGUACAUCAAUGAGCCGGAUAUCAAAUACUCUGUGGAUUUUGUGCCAGCCAUUAGAUUAGAUGCGGAACAGAAUAUUCUCAGCCCGGAGAAACGUGAAUAUUUCAAGGACACUCGCUAUUGGGAAGCAAUACCCAAACCCAUGAAACCCUUCGAAAAGGAUAAUGUCUCAUUCCGUGCGUCCUACUAUGAGGCCGAGCUUGCAAUGCUCAAGAACAAAUACCGGUUGAAGGACGCAGUAAGAUUCAUGAAGAAAUUCCGUGAUAGCCAUCCAAAUAUGAACAAUCUGAAAAGUUACUAUAUCAAGACCCUAUUUCUGUGGCAAGUGACGAAGAAGCCUGAUUACUAUUGGAGUAUGGGGCAGCUAAAGGACAUAUUGAUCGAUAUGUUUCGAGAGCUGAAAAAAUCACUUGCAACAUCCAAUAGGAAUGGUAAGCUGCCUUUCUUCUGGGACCCCCAACUGGAUUUGUUUGGGAGCUUCAAUCAAAACCAACGCGAUCAAAUGUUCAAUUGCGUUGCGAAGAAGCUGUAUACGCUGGAGAGAGCCGAUGGCAACCUGACGGAUGACAUCGAUCUGAAUGUGACAUCCUCGUUCAGUACACGUUGGGACCGAGGCGCUCCCAUGAUCAAUCGAAAUUUGGUGCGAGGCGGUUCUCGGCAGGAGGAGAUAGUGGAACAACCACUUUGGGAGCGAGUCUAUCCUAUGCUCGAGGAGAUGGUGGAACAACCACUUAGAGAGGUAGGGGAACAACCUGAUUCCUCCUGGAAAUGUGUCAUUGCCUAAUGGAAAUGUUCGAAAAAUGUGCUUUAGAUGUAGACGCGUGAUGUUCCCUCCCGUUUGGUUAAGUCACUUACAGGCCGCCGCCGGAGCGAUCGACGCUGAUCUUCUGCUUGAGAUUGGCCGCCUCGUGCUUCUGUUCCUCCAGCUCGGCCAUGCGAGCAAAACGGGAAUAGGCCACAUCGCCCGUCUUUAUCGCUGACAUCAUCUGUUGAAUUCCCAAUGUAUUCAAUUCAGUUUUAUACCCAAAUGUCAAAGAUAUAUAAAUAUGUUUGUACACCA
This is a messenger RNA of Drosophila grimshawi, 1638 nucleotides long. RefSeq lists its product as uncharacterized. NCBI's taxonomy places the organism in Eukaryota, Metazoa, Arthropoda, Insecta, Diptera, Drosophilidae. The record is from RefSeq and is a predicted model, not a curated record. The transcript is spliced from 4 exons. Bases 52 to 1362 code for a protein of 436 amino acids.